Messenger RNA from Paralichthys olivaceus (Japanese flounder), 7871 nucleotides. RefSeq names its product calcium channel, voltage-dependent, alpha 2/delta subunit 2a (gene cacna2d2a). Gene Ontology annotation, cellular component: voltage-gated calcium channel complex. The record is from RefSeq and is a predicted model, not a curated record. Gene Ontology annotation, molecular function: voltage-gated calcium channel activity. NCBI's taxonomy places the organism in Eukaryota, Metazoa, Chordata, Actinopteri, Pleuronectiformes, Paralichthyidae.
CGCUUGUGUGGUCGUUUCAUUGGAGAGAGUGCGAGAGGAAAAAGGAGCAAAUGUGCGCGGUGGCGGCGGAGAGGGAGGGAGGACAGCGAGUACGCAAAUAGGCAGCGAGACACAUCAUCAUCACCACCAUCAUCAUCAUCAUCCACAGCAGCAGCAGCAGCAGAGGCAGCAGCAGCAGCUCUUUCCUCAUCCUGAUCUCCAGCUGCCAACCCUCCUCUCUCUCUCUGUGUGUCUCUGAUUGAGAUUUCACUGCCGGCUGAAGUGUCCAGAAGCCUCCGCCAACCUCCACCUCCCUCCCCGCACACACACGCACACUUUCUCCGGAGCUCGGUUAUUCUUAGCUCCGCGCUGCCAGAGACUGUCCUUCCGGUGCUGCUCUUAUUUAUCCCAGUUUCUUGAAUAUUUAAUGGAAAAUGGCGAUCUGCGCGCAGUCGUGCGGCUUUUUCUGCCUGCUGGCGGUCCAAACUGUACUUCUCAUAUGUGUCUCCACGCCGACAGUCGGGACCCACCUCUUCCCGCAGCACUACACAAUGAUUCACUGGGCCGGACGUAUCGAGAAGGAGCUGGAAAAGGUUCUGCAGCACGUCACCGGAACUCAGCAGAUGAGAUCGAUUUACAAUGAGAAGAAGAGCCAGUUUGAAAUCAAGAGAAAUAACCCCAAGGACUUGGUGGAGAGAGUGGCCCGGGACAUCUCCAAGCUGCUCAACAGUAAGAGGAAAGCCCUGGAGAAACUGGCCAGGGAAGCAGAGCAGCUGCAGAAGGAACACGUAUGGCAAGACGGUGUGACGGAGAAUGCCAUUUCAUACUACGAUUCCAAAGCGGAUUCAGACUAUGCGGAGGACGGAGAAGAGGAGAGCCUGCUGGAUAGCACAUCCUCUUUGGAGCUGGAGUUUGUGGACGAUCCCAACUUCAAAAACAAGGUCAACUACUCCUCCAGUGCCGUCCAGAUUCCUACAGACAUAUACAAAGGCUCACCAGUCAUCCUGAAUGAGUUGAACUGGACCCAGGCGCUGGAGCGAGUCUUCAUAGAAAACCGUCGGGAGGACAGCUCUCUGCGUUGGCAGGUGUUCGGCAGUGCCACUGGAGUGACUCGAUACUACCCAGCCACUCCAUGGAGGGCACCCAACAAGAUCGACCUGUACGAUGUCCGCAGAAGACCAUGGUAUAUCCAAGGUGCAUCUUCUCCAAAGGACAUGGUCAUCAUUGUGGAUGUGAGCGGAAGUGUCAGCGGACUCACUCUGAAGCUCAUGAAAACCUCUGUCAUAGAGAUGCUGGACACCCUAUCAGAUGACGACUAUGUGAAUGUGGCCAGGUUCAAUGAGAAGGCCGACGCUGUUGUCCCUUGCUUCAGGACUUUGGUUCAGGCCAACGUUCGUAACAAGAAGAUCUUCAAGGAGGCCGUCAUGCACAUGCAGGCCAAAGGAACCACAGAUUACAAGUCUGGCUUCACGUUCGCCUUUGAACAGCUUCUCAAUGAGAGCAGCGCCCCGAGGGCCAACUGCAAUAAGAUGAUAAUGAUGUUUACAGAUGGCGGGGAGGAUCGUGCACAGGAAAUCUUUGAGAAGUACAACUGGCCCAACAAAACGGUUCGUGUGUUCACCUUCUCGGUUGGCCAACAUAAUUAUGAUGUCACACCUUUACAGUGGAUCGCAUGUGCCAAUAAAGGUUACUACUUUGAAAUUCCAUCGAUUGGAGCCAUCCGCAUCAACACCCAGGAGUACCUGGACGUCCUGGGCCGUCCUAUGGUGCUUGCUGGAACCAAAGCCAAGCAGGUGCAGUGGACAAACGUCUACCAGGACGCUCUGGGUUUGGGCCUCGUCAUCACUGGAACCAUGCCAGUAUUCAACCUCACUGCUGAUACCGUCAGCUCUCAGAACCAGCUCAUCCUGGGAGUUAUGGGAGUAGAUAUCGCCAUCAACGAAAUCAAGAAGAAGACUCCUACAUACAGACUUGGAGCCAACGGUUACACCUUUGCCAUCGACCCAAAUGGUUAUGUGCUGCUGCAUCCCAACCUGCGACCUAAGAUCAUUAACUUUAGGGAGCCCGUCACUCUGGACUUUCUGGACGCAGAGCUGGAAGACAGCAACAAGGAGGAGAUCCGCCGACAGAUGAUUGAUGGCAAAUCAGGGCAAAGGAAAAUCAAGACGCUCAUUAAGUCAGUUGAUGAGAGGUACAUCGACGAGGCUAUGCGGACGUACACGUGGACGCCUGUGGAGGGCACAGAUUACAGUCUAGGUUUGGUACUGCCCACGUACAGUGAGAACCACAUCAAGGCCAACCUGAGUGACCAGAUCCUCCAGGUGCAGUAUUUUGAAUCACUGCUGCCAAACAGUUUUGAGUCUGAAGGACAUGUAUUCAUUGCUCCCAGGGAGUACUGCAAUGAUCUGGAACUGUCCAACAACAACACUGAGUUCCUGCUCAACUUCAUUGCUCUCAUGGAGAAGGUGACACCGGACUCUAAACAAUGUGACAAUUUGCUCCUUCAUAACCUGAUUCUGGACACUGGAAUCAUCAGGCAGCUGGUAGACAAGGUUUGGAAGAACAAAGACUUGAACACCUAUGGAUUUCUAGCCGUGUUUGCUGCGACCGAUGGAGGAGUAACAAGAGUGUUUCCCAACAAGGCUUCAGAAUCCUGGGAGGAAGACCCCGAGCCGUUUAAUGCCAGCUAUUACCGCCGCAGUCUUGACAACAAGGGCUACAUCUUCCGAGCGCCCUAUCGAACAGCCAGGGACGAGCUGCUGAACCCAGAAAACGACACCAUAGGGGUCCUGGUCAGCACAGCUGUGGAGAUCGCGAUAGGAGGAAAAACCAUCAAACCUGCAGUGGUCGGAGUGAAACUAGACCUUGAAGCUUGGACGGAUAAGUUCAAGAUUCUUGCCAGUAACCACACAGACAACCGUCAAGGCUCAAACACGUGUGGACCAAACAGGGGCUGUGAAAUGGACUGUGAAGCCAACAGUGAGGAUCUCCUGUGUUACUUAAUAGACGACGGUGGAUUCCUGAUCAUGUCCAAUCAGAAGGACGACUGGAACAAGGUGGGAAUGUUCUUCAGUGAUGUGGACCCCUACUUGAUGUACGCUCUCUACAACAAUUCCUUCUACAACCGCAAGCAGUCAUUUGACUACCAGUCUGUGUGUGAACGGAUGCCCAACAGUGAAGCUGGAGCUGCACCCAGAGGAGUGUUUGUGCCAACAAUUGCAGAUUUUGUAAAUCUGGCUUGGUGGACGUCAGCAGCUGCAUGGUCCAUAUUCCAGCAGUUUAUAUACGGACUGGCUUAUCACAGUUGGUUUGCCACAGAUGAGGUGGACGCAGACGGAAUCGAUUCCAAAGAGCGGAGUUGUGUAAUGAUACAGACGCAGUACUACUUAAGUAAUCUGAGCAGCUCCUACAACAUCCUGCAGGACUGUGGCAACUGCUCCAGGCUGAUUCAUGCCAAGAGGAUAAACAACACCAACUUACUGUUUGUGGUGGCAGAGAAGAUGCCAUGCAACACCUGUGAGAUAGAGAAGCUGUCCCAGGAGGAGGAGGAGUUUAAAGAGGAAAAUCCAUGUGAAGAAAUGACUGUGGCGCGUUAUCGAAAAGGGCCGUCCACCUGCUUCGACUACAACAUGGCUGAGAACACGUCAGACUGUGGGCGAGGUCACUCUUUCCGUCCGUCUCUCUACACUUUACUGCUUAUUCAGCUGCUUCUUCUUUAUCCAGCUGUCAGCCCCCACUUCCACUCGCUACUACAUUAAUUCCGUUCUCCUCCAGUUCUCCUCCUUUUAGCCCUCCUCCUCUCCCGCCCCCUCAAACCCUGUUCCCCCUACCUCCUCACCUCCCCACCCUCCUACGCCCCCACCCCCUGUUAUAGUCAUAGGUAAUAAUGGGACUUCCCAUCACAGCAAGUCGGAAGCCCACGAGUGCCACGCUGCCCAGCUUGCUUCAAUUUGUGUCGCUUAGUGACAACUGCCGGGCCGUUGGGGCCCUCAGCCAGUUAACCUUCAUUCGCAGGAAAAGCGGGUGGUGCCGCACCACCUGGGUCAUCAGAGACAAUGUCCGAAAAGAAAACAAAGCCCCGCCCCUGCGACCACCUCCACCACAUCCACCAUCCGGAGAAGGGAGGGGUUAAACGGACAAGUCGGAUCCCUGCCUCACACAGACUGGAGAGUUGAGGUCACCUUUGCCUCUGUCGGUCAGACAGAUGGCGGGACCGCUGCUCUGUCGCUCACCUCUCGUGUGGGGCUGCGGACCAUUCGACAACUAACAUCCACCGCAAAAGAUUUAACAAAUAAGAACUUUCAAGUAUUCAAAAUGUCAAGUAUAAAGCGCUGAAGUGAUAAGUAUUCCAAACAUACAGUAUAUUUAGGUUUUGAUUUAACAAAGGAAUUCAUUAGGUGUUAACAAAAAAAAAAGAUGUGAAUUAAUUUAUGCACUAUAUCUAUUUGCCAAAAUGAGAUAGACUUUCAUGUGGUCUUUAUUUUUGUAGCCAAAAUACUAGAAGAAAUGGCUUCUGAUUUUGAUGGAGGAUAAACCACAAGAGGAGGAGUCGGUCAGAAACUGAACGCUGAUUCAUUUUGUGCAGCUCCUUAAUUACAGAUUAAUGCUUUUGAAAAACAUCCACUGGGGAUUAGUGUAAUUACAUGAUGGUAAUUGCAUUUCUUGAAGUGUUUUUUCCUGAUAUUUACGUUCUAAGGCUCAUGUUUAUCAGACUGUAAAAAUACGAAUCAGUGUUCAGUUGCUGCAGAUUUGUUCGGGGAGCUCUGUCGAUGUCGUGGAGUUUUCUCCUUUAUGAUCAAACGACCAUUCUGACCUCUGGUUUGGACUGAUAUUAUAAAAAAAAAGCUCACCUCUGCCAAUCCUCAUGAGGCUUCUCCAGUAACCCAACACUCCUCAUCUCGAUUUGUGAGUGUGCUUUACACAACAAACGCAAGCUCUUAUCCUCAUGACUCUCAUAAUAGGUCAUGGUGGUUCUUUUUCUUAUUGUUUGGGGGGGGUUGUAUUACCUUUGACUGAUGCUGUUCAAACUUCAAAAUCAUUCGCUGCUGGGGGACAGGGGGCUUAUCAAUUUCCAACAAAAGUGCAGAGGAGGCCACUAAAUAUGGUGAUAGCGUGCAGUAAGUAGUACUCUGGUUGUAAUCCGUCGCAAGUUUCGUCAUUUGAUCAUCACGAUGUGUGCAAAGUCAUUUAGACUCCCAUGUUUAGGAGCCGCUCUGUUUCAUAGUGCCUUGAUGCACUUUGUUUUGGAAUGCAUUGGCUGUAUAUGAGUAGAGCUACUGUAUAGUACCUUUAUUGAGCAGCCAUCUUUGAGGCUGCAGGAACCUGAAAAGACUGAAUCCGCUGAGUAUACAGCUGAACCACGGACCAGCUCCAGCUUAAUGUAUCUGCUCUCUCGGCUGUGGUCGCUGUGCCCCCUCAGAGACCACCUGACUGCCACCAUAUGGAGUUACUAUACCGUUCCUUUACAAAGCCAUGUAUAGAGCUACGAUACACUAUCAGUAUACAGCGAUUUAACUGGCCAUAGAGCAUUUUUAGGGCCACCUGACUGCUAUAGUUCUGCCUGAAUCGUAUGUGUUAGUGUGUGCGUGUAUGUGUGUUAGUUUGCGUUUCAAACCCUCAAAGGGAAUGUCUUUUAAAUGGAGUGCGUCUGAGGGAUGACAGUUGUGGUAGCAUAGCCGUUUUUUUUUCCUGUUCCUAUAUUGCAAUGGACAAAAUCUAGUGUUGUUGUUGAGAAAAAAAGGGAUUUUACAGAAAUGAAAAAGAAAAAAGAAAAAAAAAAGAAUCCAUCUUCAAACAUCCGUCUGCUUAAAUAUCGAUCCAAGGGAGCAGAGGUUUCCGGAAGAAUGUGUAGUUCAUCAGUGUUUUCUGUUUCAGAUGCAACAUAUAUAACAAAGCCUCUCUAAAUGCCUUAGUGUUAACACAGUACGGAGCUCUGAUGCGUCCCCCUCCCCUGUCACUGCACAUUCUCUCUCACGCACACACAAAAUAGAUCCUCCAAAAUAUUCGCCUCCUCCGGGUUUUCUUGGUGUUCUGCAGUAAGUAUAGUGAGCUCUAGUUUUGUAUUUUCAACGUCUUGGAAUGAUCCGCUAUUGAUUGAUGCCUGUGCGAGUAAAUGCUUGAAAGCCGGUGGGAGUUUUAAAAAAAAAUUCUAAAGCGUCUGAACUUCGAUGUUCUCACACACACACACACACACACACACACACACACACACACACCCACCUCAAACCUCACUGCAUUGCUCGGGUGGGAUGAUUCACACAAUGAUUUGAACCUUAACUUGCACACUCUGUACAGUAGUUGGUACCUUUAGAUGUGACAAACAUGUCGGCACAGUAACUGCAGCGCGGCUCUGAAUAAACCGGACUAAGAAAAUAAAAGACUGUUAGAAAAAGAAACAUUUCACAUUUGUGUUUUCCAAUUAGGCUCGUUUCAGUGCAGGUUCAGGCCGGGUCACCUGAUGCCGGAUGCAGUUUUACUUUCCUGGCAUUUGUUUGUCUCUGUCCUGUGCCAUUAAUUCUGUCUGUAUUAGCCCUAUUUCCACUCUCUGUAAAUGAACGCUACACGUGCCUGUGGAAAUGUACCCCCUGCGACUUCCUCUCUUUUCCUGGCUCUGUACGCAGUCUCACACGCACGUAUACGUAAAUAUGUGGCCCUAUACAGUUUGUGCACCUGCACUGAGACAUUAUGCACACAAACAUAGUAAAACAUGUGAUGACACUUAUUCAUGCCCAGCUGGGAGAUGUCGAGCACCAGGCAGAAGUAAGAAAAAAAAAAAAAAACAAGGGCGUCACUAUCCCAGGUGGGUGUUUUCUUUGUGAGCGGGGCGGGAUGUCAGAGCAGAGGCAAGCUAAGGGAGUGGGUCUCCACAGAGCAGCAUGGGCCUGUCAAACAGAAGGUCAUGGAGGAAUCAUGUAGUGACGUCUGUGUGCAUCCUGACAGAAGACGUCUCCUUUUAAAGGGACCACACGAAUGAUUUCUGUGGUUUGACAAAUUUACUUUUGCCACAAAAUGGAAAAAAAAGAAAAAUAGUAAAUUGGUCCAGCUUGGGGAUGAGAGGGGAGGGGUCAUCGUUAAGGCCGAAGCCCUGAAAUACUUCAGGGUUUCUGUGACGUCUCCUCCCGAACCCGGCUGCAUCUGUGUUGGUGCGUCUCUGUGGGAAAGACACGUGUGUAUGUGAUUCUGUAGUCUGUAGUCUGGUGCUAUGUGACCAUGUUUGACAAGUGUGUGAAAAAAAUAACAUUUAGAGGAAAAAAAGAGUGAAAUCAGUCCAAUUUUAAGUGAAGUAAAAAAAAUAUAGGAAUACAGCACUGUUGAUAAGUUUGAGAUCUGAAGUCAAAAUGUUUUUUGAUUUCUUUUGUUUAAUUUCUUGUGCGUAUGUGAGUGUGAAUGUUUGUGUGUGUGUGUGGAAGAUUUCGCUCCUUCUUUUCUGGGCACUGGUCCAUGUCGCUCCAUUCUUUUGUACAGAAGCUUAAAAAAAAGAAGAGGGCAAAAUUUGUAAAAUAUUGUGUCUGUGACUCCUUGUAAAAUAUUUUCAAAUUGUUUAUUACAGAGAAUCAGUUAUUAAAUAAUGUUCAUAUUUUUCACUUCAUUUCCGUGUGUGGUGUCUGAUUUUUUUCAGAGGGACACAGCGGAGUCAUUUAUUUCAUCUGUUAAAAUGAAAUUAACAAAAUCUAGAAAAUGAUCAACACUAAAUGUGGCUCGAUCAGUUGUAAAACAAGUUUUUUUAGUGCAGUAUUAAAACAACACAAUGUAAGAAUUGCUCUCUAGUUCCCCCUGUAGGAGAUUUACCAGGUUGGCAUCUGUCCUGCAUCCUUCAACCUAUUUUAGCUCUUACCAAUAUUCCGAUAUUCACUCUUCUACAGUUUCUUUCUAUUUUCCUCUUCUUCUCCCCU